AUGAACAAGAUUACAAGAGCCCCAAUUAGCGCAUUCUUGCUGCUAUCAUGCGCACUGAGCGUGUCUGCACACGGCGGUGCGACAGAGCAUCCACAGGUCGAGGUUGCGCCAGAUGCAGACUGGGCGACGCGACAUAUGGCUGAGGAGCAUCACCUUUCCGGCUUCGACGCAACGACCUUCUUCAAUUUGCACGACUACGAGAGCACGGGGCUCUGGACGGCCAAGGAUAUCCGCCGCACUUACGGCCUCGAAGACGUCUCCUCGGCCUCCAUCUCCGAGGGCAAGAAAGGAGCCGUUGUCCAGACCAUCCUUGACAUGUUCGACAUCGACAAGGACGGCGCCAUCUCGCUCUCCGAAUUCCUUCGCAAAGACCAGGAGGGCACAAAGUUGCCCGAUUUUGGUAUGGGGCCUGGACAUCAUGGCGACGACGAGUAUGAGUAUGAAAUCCAUCAUUUUGAAAAGUAUCACAGCGGGGAUGAUGUCAAAGAGGAGGAUUUGAACCAUCCUGAGGACAUUGCCCAUUUCAAGAUGCACGAGGAGAAAGAGGCAGCGCAGGAAGAGUGGGAACGGUUGGAGAUGAGGGGCGUCGUGGAGAAGAACAUUCCUGCAAAGUAUAGGAGGAAUUAA
Molecule: messenger RNA, 627 nt
Organism: Plenodomus lingam JN3
Lineage: Eukaryota; Fungi; Ascomycota; Dothideomycetes; Pleosporales; Leptosphaeriaceae
Source: RefSeq, a predicted model, not a curated record